This is a messenger RNA of Pogona vitticeps (central bearded dragon), 4375 nucleotides long. NCBI's taxonomy places the organism in Eukaryota, Metazoa, Chordata, Lepidosauria, Squamata, Agamidae. The record is from RefSeq and is a predicted model, not a curated record.
GGCGAGCGGGCUGGCGGGGAGGGGGGGAGGCCGGGCCGAGGUGGAGGGGAGCCCGCCGGAGCCCUUUGUGUGGGUGCGAGAACGGGGAUGGUGGUGCCCGCCGCCUCCCGGGUAAGGGGCAGCCCUCCCUCCCCUCUGAAGGAAAAGAGACUCGCUUCUACUCCCCAAGAGUUCAUUGUCUAGUGAAAGUCAGCGCCUUGCAGGCCCCCUCUGAUGCAGUGGACAAAACAGGCAGGUAUAAACACCAAGUGAGCAGGAGAAGGAGUUUUUUUGGCAGCUGUCAAGAUGGGCAUGAGGAUCAAACUACACAGUACCGACCACCCCAAUAACCUGCUGAAAGAACUUAACAAAUGUAGAUUGUCAGAAACUAUGUGUGAUGUUACCAUUGUUGUGGGUAGUCGUUCCUUCCCUGCACACAAAGCAGUGCUGGCAUGUGCAGCAGGCUAUUUCCAAAACCUUUUUCUCAAUACAGGACUGGAUGCUGCCCGCACUUACGUGGUGGAUUUUAUCACUCCAGCCAACUUUGAAAAGAUCUUGAGUUUUGUCUACACCUCAGAGCUUUUUACAGACCUGAUCAAUGUGGGUGUCAUUUAUGAGGUAGCAGAAAAAUUGGGCAUGGAUGAUUUGCUGAAGGCCUGCCAUUCCACUUUUCCAGACUUGGAAAACUCAGCCAUCACCAAACAGCCCUCUGUCUCGGGUGGGAGCAGGUCAAGCUGUGCUUUGCCUGAGCCAAGUCAAACUCUGGGUGAAAUCCGAAACAGCGGGGAGCACCUGGGAGCAGAGCGCAAUUGCAGCAUGCAUAGUGAAGCAACAGGCAGCUACAAAGAAGACUCUGCAAGUGAUGCUAGUCAUAACUUACUACGUCCACAGAGCCCCAAAAUGGAAGAACAGGAAACACCAGCGCAGUUCACUGGCACUAUGAAUAUUAUGACACAGGCUGGGCUCAACAAUAUCAGCAUGGCUGUUCAAACAGCGGUGAACUCUUGCCAGGCAUAUAAGAUCCAGAGCAAUGGGGAUUAUACGAAAGGCAUUUUUUCCCCCUCUGAUACCUCCCUGGAUAUAUCCACAGGCAGCAAUUCCUGCCCUAGCAAUAGUGACCAUUCCAAAGACCAGGGAUUUGGGCAAAUGGAUGAAUUACAGCUAGAAGACCUUGGGGAAGAGGCGCUGCAUUUUGAAGACGCCAGUGAGGAGCUGGGUGCUGCUGAGGAGGUGAUUGAGCUGAGUGAUGAUAGUGAAGAGGAACUGUCCUUCGAGAAUGACAACCGAGAUAGCAAGGCCAUGCCCUGCCAAGUGUGCAAAAAGGUACUAGAACCCAAUAUUCAACUCAUUCGCCAGCAUGCUAGGGACCAUGUAGACCUCCUGACCGGCAACUGCAAGGUCUGUGAGACCCAUUUCCAGGACAGGAACUCUAGAGUGACUCAUGUCCUGUCUCACAUAGGGAUAUUUCUCUUCUCCUGUGAUAUGUGUGAGACUAAGUUUUUCACGCAGUGGCAGCUCAACCUUCACCGUCGAGAAGGAGUAUUUGACAACAACAUUAUCAUUCAUCCCAGUGACCCGCUAAUAGGGAAAGUAAAUUUUUUCAGCGGGGAUUUGGCAUGUGCCACCUGUGGAAAACUGGUGGCCAAAGAUUUUCAUGUGGUUCGGGGUCACAUACUGGAUCAUGUGAACUUGAAAGGCCAAACGUGUAGGGUGUGUGACCAACGCCACCUCAAUCUUUGCAGCCUGAUGUGGCACACACUUUCCCACUUGGGGAUUUCUGUUUUUUCUUGCUCUAUUUGUGCCAACAGUUUUGUGGACAGACACCUUCUGGAGAAGCACAUGGCAGUCCACCAAAGCAUGGAGGAAGCCCUCUUUCGGUGUCACUACUGUGGCCAGGCUUUCAAGCUGGAGGCUGCUUACCGCUACCAUGUGAGCCAGCACAAGUGUAGCUCCAACUUGGACCUGGUGCAGCCGAGCUUUGGUGACCGACUCCAGCAGCAAGCUCUGCAGAAGAGGAAGCUGACAGAAGAGUUCCUCAUUGAAGACAUGGCUCUCCAGAACCAACCUGGGAACAAUCCAGAUGUCUUGAAACGAAACAGAAUGAAAAAAAUACGCAGAGCAUUGUGAUUGCUGUCUAACCGUUUUGGUUAAGUUAAUUGUAGGUACCAACCUCCUGGUUAUUUAAGUGUUUGCUAUCUAUUUGCUGUAAAGUUUGUAUAUUUUGUAAAACUUUCCUCCUUCCUCAAAGAAAAAAAAGUAGAUGUCUAAAAUGGUUGUACAUCUGAUUCUUUUAUACUCCAUCGUUUGGCACAAAAGUGUGUUUUUUAUUUAGAAUAAUAAAAUGAUAAACUUGAAGAUUUUUGAUACAGUUCUUGUUCUUUGUAGAUUUUGUGUUUGCAGGCAAGAACAACAGCAUUUCACUCCAGUCCAGUGUACAAUAUGUACAGUAUUGAGGAAAGAAACAGUCUCUGUGCCAAGCACCGAAGAAUAGGGCAGCUAUGAGGAUCCCAGGCCAGUAUUUCUACAGAGCCUGAACAGGCUAGGGGGUGUGGGAAAGAGGUGUUCCUCUGUCUGGUGUUGAUCUGCACUUUAGGAAAGGUAGUCUCUCCUUCUCUCACUCAUUCACUGCUUCUGCAGGAGCCCAGCACAAAGACAGAAGCUGCGCCUAUUCCUUGUGUCCCGUUUUCCUUAGGAGCCAGAAGAUGUGGGGAAAUAAUAUGUCUAGGAUUGCCAGAAAUAAAAGAUAGCAUCAAUCUGAGGCAAAACAUUUGGCCUUUUUUGGUUUUUGUUUCUGUUUUAUUGAGUGAUCUUUAAAAUAUAUACAUUUUAUGCUUUGGGUGCAGGAACUAACCUGUCUUGGAUCGUUUCUGAUCGAGAAUGAGUUGGCUUAAUUUGUCCUGAAUAUAAAGACUUCCUGAAAAUUGUCCAUGCAUUUUGUUCCUAAAUGAAUUUGUUGUAGAUAAAUUAGGACUGUUCGUGUUAAGUGAGCACCUCCUGAACAUCCUGCCUUCCUGGCCUUGAGCUUCUUUCCCUGAACUCUAUACCAGGAUUUUUCUUUCUUUCUCCUAAUAUGGGCAACAUGUAUGUCUACCCUUGAGACCUGGAUAAAUAUCCUGUUUUCUUUCCUUUUAAUUAUUUAUUAAUUUUAUGUCAGUUCCAGUACCCUCCUCUUCAAAUUCCUGUCCAUAUUGUUCUAGUAUUAAACUUGCUCAAAUCUGUCUUCUAAAAGGACUUGUGCUUUUCUCAUACAUAGGUCAGCGUUGUCCAGGGUAGGAAGUGUUGAGAACAUUUUGCUCAGCACUUCCUCUCAUUUUUCACUCUAACCUUUCAACUAGAUGUUCUGCACUGCAAUCCACUGACCAUCUCUCAGGGUCCUGAUGAGGAGUCCCAAAAGCCUAUAACCCUAGUCAUGUCACAUUUGUGGAAGAUUCUAGGGCAGAAGUAUCGGCUCUUACUUUUUUUAUUGUUUGUGCACAUGGCAGCCAUGAGAACAAACAAAAUUCUGUGUGUUGUCUCACAGCAUGUGCUGGUUACAUACGUAAGGGAUGAGGAAGAUUCAGCUAGUCAGUUUGCUAGUUUGCUAGUCAGUUUCCUCCUGCAACCUGGAAAAUACAUAUUAUCUUUUUUUAAAGGCACUCCCCCCCCCCGCCAACACCUCUAAAUGGGAGGAUCAUGCUUCUGGAGAUAAUUUCCUAAAGUGGCGAAUACAUUUUCUAGGAAUACAUUUUCUCCACAGCCAGCAAUCCAUCCUUUAUCAAGUCAGUCCUUCUUCCUUCUCUUCUCUCCUGGCUUCACCAUGUAAUGUGAAUCUCAUGAGCAAGACUGCUGUGCCCUAUGUUCUAUACAACUCUCCACACAAAUAACUAAUGCUUUGUAAAGAAUAUUUGUAAUACGGCUGUCACAUUUGUUGAAAAUCAAGGUAGGACGAAAACACUUUGAUUCUGUUGGAGGUUAGGGAUUAGAUGCCCCGGACACAAGAAGGAAGGAAUCAAAUGUUUUUAGUAACAGGAAGAUAGAUGCAAAGGACAGCUGAGACAGAGUUUGGACUUCUAUAUACAAAGCAAUACUGUUGGGCAUGCAUGCAUACCUUGGGGAUGGGGGAUGAUUCAAAGUCCCAGAGUAGGUUUAAGCUAGCUAAUGGUAUUUUUGUGAUACCCUUCCAAAUGCAUAAUCAUGUCCACUUGUGUGUGUAUGUUUCUGUGAAGACACCGCGUGCAUUUUAUCAUUUGGGAGGAAAAUGCUUGUACGCAAACUGCGGGGGUGGAAUUAUUGGUCUCUUAAUCCCCCAGUCAGAAGCAACAGCACGUUCGUAAAAGACAUGGGCAAUGUCUAUUUCACAGACUGCUUCAAAGGUAUACCAUUCUGCAUAAAUGUAUAUGGACCAUUUCUUCUAAUG